CCGGCUGCCGCACCGCCGGGAGCCGAGCCGGCAGCCCCGCCAUGCCGCGCCGGGCCCGGCGGCUGCCCCGCCCGGGUUGCCCGGGCAGCGGCGAGGAAGCCGCCGCCAUGAGCAAGAAGCGGCUGCAGCAGCUGGUGGAGUCGCUGAGCCGCUCGGCCAAGCACUUUAAUCGAGGUGAAGUGGAAUGCCUCAUCAGGCUCUUCGACACGCUGAUGAGCGCGUCCCACAGCCGCUUCGCCGCGGUCGGCUUCGAUCGCAACGUGUUCCUCGACACCCUGCACCGCGACUUCGGCAUGACGGACGACGUGCUCAUGGACAGAGUGUUCCGCACUUUCGAUAGAGGCAAUGAUAAUUGCAUCAGUGUGGUGGAAUGGGUGGAAGGCUUGUCGGUAUUUCUUCGGGGGACACUGGAAGAAAGGAUUAAGUAUUGUUUUGAGGUUUAUGACCUGAAUGGUGAUGGAUAUAUUUCAAGAGAGGAGAUGUUUCAAAUGCUGAAAAACAGCCUUCUCAAACAACCAUCAGAAGAAGAUCCUGAUGAGGGAAUUAAGGACUUGGUAGACAUAGCACUGAAGAAAAUGGACCAUGACCAUGAUGGCAAACUUUCUUUUGCGGACUUUGAAGAAGCUGUCAAAAAUGAAAAUCUUCUCUUAGAAGCCUUUGGACCGUGUUUGCCAGACGUAAAGAGCAGUAUGGCAUUUGAAAGGAGGACCUUCCAGGAAAAGCGUAAACUGUAACUCCAACUGGAACACUGUUCAAUGAAUUCUUCAUCAUUCCUCAUAGGACAGUAGAAAUAAAAGCACCACAAAACGAUUGAUAUCUUAAGUGUCAAUUCUCCUUUACUGUAAAAGCUAUGGAAUAAAUAGAAUUUGCUUUUAUUACUUUA
Molecule: messenger RNA, 883 nt
Organism: Phasianus colchicus (ring-necked pheasant)
Lineage: Eukaryota; Metazoa; Chordata; Aves; Galliformes; Phasianidae
Gene: CLXN
Product: calaxin
Molecular function (GO): calcium ion binding
Source: RefSeq, a predicted model, not a curated record